GUCUGUAGCUAACCUCACCCGGACUAACCAGAUCACUACUACUAGGUACCGUUGGGUAGUACCCUAUAACUACCAUGGAAUCCCAGGAUUUCAUAACUAAAUCACUACUUAUGAGUACUAUUAAGUAGAUUCCUAUCGCAUCAUGGAUACUAGUACCUGUGCUACUAUAGUACUAGUACUGCUAUGGCUCCACCUAUGCUGCCAGGCAUUGGGUUCUUUGAUUGCCCUGAUAGACGAAUACAGCACUGAUAUGGUACUAGCCAGUACUAUAACAUUUGCUAAUGUACUGCUAGCAGUAUGUAUAUGGCAAUGCAAGAAGGCUGGGUACCUCGUUUCCCCAAUGACAUGGUAUCAUUGGGCACUACUGGUAUUACUAGUGGUACUACAGGUAUUAACAGUUGUCUUGGAGGAAAGGGGUUGGGGUAUACUUAAUGCUUUAGUCAUCAGAUCGACAUAUCCCAUAUAUGGUAUAGUAGUGGUGAUACUUGGUAUACUAGGUGGUACCCUAUACUGCGGCUGGAAGUGUAACCUGUUCUGUAGACCAUUCUGCAAGAGUCAGUACAUUUGCUAUGGUAGUGCCAUAGUGGUAGCGUUAGUACUACUUAUAGUACUGGCCGUGACGGCUUCACUGAUGCGGUUUGUUGACGAAUAUAGUACUUACGCCGAUGAAGAACACAUUGAUGAAUAUGACGCAGGAGCCGAUAUUCGAACUAUUGGUUACCAUGGUAAAAUAUUAGUGCUGGUCACUCAAUGCUACACCAUGGCAAUGAUAUGGAAUACUGUACUAAGGCUGCCGUAUACAAUAUCGGAAGUAGUGUCACUGAUAGCAUCGGCGCUGGCAGUUGCUUCUAUAUUGGCAGUGGCAGUACCAAAUAAUAUGAAGUUACUCGAUAGGUGUUACCCUCUUCUAGCAGCUCAUCUAGUUUCCUUGGGAGUUACCUUAUACUGCCUAGAGUAUCAAAAGGCAUUCUACUGGCCCAAGGAUUACCAGUGCUUCGGGAUACUAGCAGCAGUAGUUAUACUGGUAGCAUUGGUACUGGUGGUAUUACAGUUUGUCAACGAACCAAACAGUAAAGCUGCGGAAUACAUCCUUCUAGGCUACUCAAUAGUACUGAUGGUACCAGUAUUCUGGUAUGCCUACCGAUGUGGCCUGUUUACAUGGUGCCUCCCCAAGAAAAAAGGGUCUCGAGGCUACUGACACUGCUGAAAACAAGGCAGCAGGCACUGAUAUCACAAAGGAAUAAGAGUGGUGAGAAUGACUACAGUAAUACCAGUACCACCCUGAU
Messenger RNA from Babesia bovis T2Bo, 1286 nucleotides. Its product is annotated as putative integral membrane protein. Bases 143 to 1198 code for a protein of 351 amino acids. Lineage: Eukaryota; Apicomplexa; Aconoidasida; Piroplasmida; Babesiidae. The transcript has a single exon. The record is from RefSeq and is a predicted model, not a curated record.